Anopheles aquasalis is the source of this 3163-nucleotide messenger RNA. Its product is annotated as mucin-5AC-like. The record is from RefSeq and is a predicted model, not a curated record. Gene Ontology annotation, molecular function: actin binding. NCBI's taxonomy places the organism in Eukaryota, Metazoa, Arthropoda, Insecta, Diptera, Culicidae.
CGACUGCCGUACCGCCGUACCAGCAGCACGUGUUCACUGCUCGGUUGAAAAGAAAGUCAACGCCGACGGAGCUGAUCCCCCUAACAACCCAAAAAAAAAAACUGGACCACAAAAACACGCUCUUCAUUUUCGGAACUUUCGGACUUUCGCCUGAUUUGUGUUGCAAAUGCUGUGUAAAGAUCGUGUGAUCGUGGUGUGGCCAAGGAAGCUGCCGCAACAAUAACAAGUGCCGCCAUUACCGAGAGUGUGGCGGUCGAUCGAUCCGAGACGAUCUGGUGUACAGGGGGGUGCAUCGAAAGGGUGGAAAGCAUAAAUGGAAUUUUAAGCACUUGCCGCCCGAGCCUCAGGCGCAUUCGUUGUCUCGUGAUAAAGAGGCGACGAACCGGCGCAUUCAGUGUGGAGGGGGUGCUGUUCGGUUUUCGGAAGUGUUGUUGGCACCGCAAGCGAUAGAGAAAGAGAGAGAGAUGGAGUUGUAAUUGUGCUCCUUCCCCCCGGGGUCCACCACAAAGUUGGAAUCGAAAUCGAAAUCUAUCCGCGGCAUCCACCAGUUCGAUAAGAUAACACGAGAGGCCAGGUCACAGCAACAAGGCAACUACUACUACCACUAACAGCAGCAGCAGCAAGCGCAGCACCGACCGGGCUUAUCUUAAUGCGUAUCGUAUCCCCUCCGAUAGACUCGUAACAGGCCACGGUCAGGGUGGUCAGACAGUAGGGAGUAUCCAUUCGUAGCAGACCGUGUUCACGUCCGGCCGCGGUGCCGUAGUCUCUCGAGUGCACAAAGUGUUUCGACCUCACCGUCGUCGUCGUGUCCGAUUAAGGAUCAUGCGGUGGUAGUGAUUAGUGUACGCUAUUUGACGAUCGUUCUACCAUUGAUUUCCGGACCCUUUUCCGGUCUUAAAACUGCUGAAAAGUGUCGAAUUAGUGUUCGCAAAAAGUGAAGUAGAAUAGUGGUUACUAUGACACCACCACCACCGCCUCCUCCUCCAACCCCCGGCACCCCGAGUGCUCCAAUGACACCCAGUAAUGGCCACGUGUCACCACCACCACCACCACCGGCAGCACUCGUGUCACCAUCGAAGGGACCAGCGAAUGACCACAAUGAUCAGCUAAUGGCGGCCAUUCGUGCCGGUAUCACUCUGAAUCCGACCAAAACCAACGAUCGCAGUACACCGGGCUUCAUCCAACGAUCGAACGGUGUCGUGGAUACCAAUGGCAAAUGUGACCAGCAUACGGGAUCGUCGACAGAUGAGCAGGGGAUCGAUGUGAUAAAGGAUGCACUGCAGGCCGAGCUGCGCAAUACGCUGAAGCGCAAGAUUAAAAAGCAGGAAAUCGACGAUGGUGACUGCACGAAGAACGAGGAAAUUGAACGAUCGAUCGAAGCAACGCGCAGUGAGAUACAGCUCAAGGUGAAUGGUACAGCAGAACCCGCUGGCAAACAUGCUGCCGAUACUCCGAAGGUGGAAAAUCCACUGAAGACACUUGUCGACGUGAUUGAUAAGGAACGGGGUGUUGUUGUUGCUGCUGCUCCUGCUGCUAAGGCCCCUCAGCCUAAACAACCAAGUCCUGUGCUCGUUAAGAAGGUUUCAUCACCGAUCACAUCGCCAAGCAAAAGUGUAGACACUCCGAAGACUGUGACGCCAACGGCUGUAAGCGGAAACACAGUGGUAGUGAAUGUUAGUCCGACUCCGUGGAAGAAAACUAUCCCGGCAACUACCAGCCCAACUGUCCCUACUACAUCCAAGUCAACGGAAUCCAAUCAUCCGAUUGUGAGCUCAAGUCCAUGGAAGAAAACGGUUUCACCAACGACGGUGAUCACCUCGCCGAAGGCUCCAAGUGCUCCCAAGACUGUGGCAAACGAAACAGCUAAGAGCAGCACCGUCUCUAGUCCUCAGACGACUCAGCCCGAGAAAGUCACUUCUCCCGGUGUCGCUCCAGCUGUAGCCAACUUGUCGGCCAUGUUUAACGGCGGUUCAGCAACGAACACGCUUCCAAAAACGAAUGGAACACUGCAGAAGGCUCCGACACGACUGAACAGCUCACCAGCACCAGCAACGACCACUAACUCUUUCUCAAAUACCCUCCCGAGGGUUAAAGCACCACCGACAGUCAAGAGUUCGCCUCCUAGCCCGAUGUACACCGCAACGGUCAAGGUACCGAUCGCUAGUUUCACCGAUAGUCCCCGGAAUGUUACGCGAGUUGCCACCAUGGAACCACUGACCAUUGACACAGCAACAUCGAACGGCGGUACGGGGUCCUUACCGACGACUCCGAAAGAGUUGCUUUCACCGCAGGUACGCUCCGGUACUGCUUCGAUCAGACCGUCGCAGAUAAGGACACUGACGAAAGCGGGCAGCCCCGUAAGCCACACCGAUAUACUGGAAACACCGAAAACGGUCACCAAGCUGCCGGUCACAUUGAUCGAGCCUGCCCCAGUGCUUACAGCAGCGGCUGCCACUUCACCAGCUCCAGCAACACCACCGGCGUCCCCCAGGAAUGGAGACAGUGGCUCGAAGGCCAACCCGGUGCAACCGCCCAAGGAGCGUACCUUCGAGAGGGCACCAAAGGAAACGAAAAGUCCUCUGAAUCGCUGGAAUGAUGGAGCGACCGGUGGAACGGCACGAAAGCUAUUGAUUUCGCACGGACGACCCAAUUUUACGAUCAAACGCUCGAACUCACGCCAGGGUUUCGAUGUUGACGUGGCGGAUAGCAAGGAUGCGGAUGCACCGAAGCCCGUGUUUCGCAUUCUGACUGAUCUGGAGAACAGUGAAAGGGCACAGGAUGAACAGCAACAGCAGCAACAGCAGCUGAAGCAACAACCUACUCCAGUCGUCCAGCAUUACGUGUCCUUUGCGAAGGAUCUUUCCAACGCACCAAACAAUCAUCCGGAUGUGGCCGUUGUCACAAAGACACUGCCACCGAAAGUGCCAAGCACGGAGACGGAUCCGUUUCUGGCGACACUGAAGGACAUCAAGAUCGAUAUAGACGAAAUGAAGGUUGUGGUUCAGGCGAAGGACUCAUAAGGAGGUGGUUAGUGAUUGUCUUGGGCCUAUCUGCGGUUCCUGAGGAUGCGAAGCAAUAUUAGUUUGUAGGGCAAACAUGGACAUUAUCUAGGAUAGUUUUCCUUUUAUGUGAUUCACAAAAUAAAAAAUCAAAAUAAAUUGUA